Molecule: messenger RNA, 717 nt
Organism: Morchella importuna
Lineage: Eukaryota; Fungi; Ascomycota; Pezizomycetes; Pezizales; Morchellaceae
Exons: 1
Coding region: 1-717 (238 amino acids)
Source: RefSeq, a predicted model, not a curated record
AUGAAACUCAGCACAUAUAGCUACCGCUUUACGGCACCGCACCCUGCUCCAGCAGACUCCACAGUCGCCCCGGAGGUCGCAGACAACUCCGACAUGGGCGAAAUGGAUGAGCCCCACUUUUUCCCCAUGGUCGCACAGCAAUACCUCAGUGCAAGUCCAUCCACCACCUCAUCUGACGAUGAUAACGAUUCUAGCAUUGGUGCGCUUGCCGAUAACACCAUAUCCCCGCGAAAGGUACCUAUGGGAACGGCCUACCAGCCUAUGGAGCCGGAAGUCAACGAAGCCAGUACAUAUAAGCCCGAUUUGAGUGGUCUGGCAACAAUGCACUGCAAAAGCCCUUUGAGUGAUUUGGCACCGUAUACUCCCUCCCGCCGCUGGAAAACACAGUAUCCACCGAUGGAGCCGGAAAUCGCGAUGGAAAAAGCAGCACCAGAACCAGAGGCUCCAAAGACCCCCGUGAGAAGAUCACCAGGCGGUGGAAGCUACACCACACCUAGGCGUAGGGUUUCAAAGGGGAAGCGGCUGUCGGUUAUUCAUGAAGCUAUAGGGAGUGACUCUGGCGGUGAAGAACAGAAUUCCAGAUCAAGGGUAAAGAGGCAUUUGGUCAAACGUGUGCCGGGCCUGUCAAAAUAUGAAUUCUUGAGGCUUAGGGCGGAGAAGAGAAUUAAGGCGUGGAGAUAUGACUCUCCACAGAAGGGGAAGGCUACUACAGCCUAA